Molecule: messenger RNA, 1482 nt
Organism: Aspergillus puulaauensis
Lineage: Eukaryota; Fungi; Ascomycota; Eurotiomycetes; Eurotiales; Aspergillaceae
Product: MFS transporter
Exons: 7
Coding region: 1-1482 (493 amino acids)
Biological process (GO): transmembrane transport
Molecular function (GO): transmembrane transporter activity
Source: RefSeq, a predicted model, not a curated record
AUGACGGGCCCAUCUCAGAGCGGAUCUUGUCGAUCCUGUCAGCAGCAUGAGGGGGAAAUCACGGACCCGACGGCUGUGCCCUGGUGUAUCGAGUUCCGCUCCUCGAAGGCGUUUGUCACUUGGGUUGUGGCGAUUGCUGUCUUUACGGACGUCUUUAUAUAUGGCAUGAUCAUUCCCAUUCUCCCAGAGGUGCUCCAGACUCGGGUUUCUAUACCAGAGGACGAAUUACAAAAAUGGAUGUCUAUCCUCCUCGCAGCCUUCGGAGGCGCUAUAUUCGUUGGCUCCCCAAUAUUCGGCUACUUCGCCGAUAAGAGCUCCUCGCGCCAGGCGCCCUUCCUGAUCGGUUUAUUUGCGCUGGCUGCGUCGACAGUGAUGUUCUGGUUUGCGCGUACAGUAUCCGCACUGGUAAUUGCGCGCAUAUUCCAGGGUCUCUCUUGUGCGGUUGUUUGGACGGUUGGCAUGGCGCUUAUUGUUGAUACAAUGGGAAAGGAUCAAGUUGGGGCGGCGAUGGGGAUUGUUUCAAUGGCUAUGACUGUCGGGACGGUUGUUGGCCCCUUUGUUGGGGGCAUUGUCUUGUCGAAGGCGGGAUACCAUGCUGUGUUUGCGAUGGCGAUUGCGCUGAUUGUUGUGGAUAUCGUGUUGAGGUUGGUUAUGAUUGAACGAAAGAGUGCGGCGAAGUGGAUCGAUGUGCAAUCUGAAGCUGCAGAGACAAGGGCAGAGACAGAGACAGAGCGACUAAUAGCUCCCGCUACGGAGGACUGCUCUUCGUACGGGGUCGAGUCUGAGCAUAGUUCACGGCAGCAGUCAAACGGAAAGGCCACAGGGGAGGAACAUCCCAACCCCAGCAGGCGUUCAAUACCAGGUAUCGUGCGCUUGAUGGGUUCACUUACAAUCCUAGUUGUGCUCCAGGCCACUCUCGUUGAAGCCAUGACAUACUCCUCUUUUGACUCAGUUCUCCCUCUCUACGUAAGAUCCACAUUCAACAUGGACCCUAUGGGCAUAGGCCUGUGCUUCAUCCCGCUCUUCAUCCCCUCCUUCUUCUCAACCAUAAUUGGCUCUGCAGUCGACCAUUACGGCAGUCGCCGAAUCGCCUGGAUGGGAUUCAUUCUCGACGUCCCAGCCCUCUUACUCCUGCAAGUAGUGACCGAAAACACGACGCGGGAUCAAAUCAUUCUUUACGUGCUCCUGUUCGUUUCAGGCUUCGCGGCGGCUCUGAAAACCGUCUCCCUGAUGGUCGAGAUCAGCCAUGCUGUUGAGGAGAAGGAAAAGAAGUGUCCUGGGAUUUUUGGGGAUACGGGAGGUACAGCGCAGGCGUAUGGCCUGUUUAAUGUGGCUUGGUCGGGCGGGCAGGUGCUGGGGCCGCUGGUGUCCGGGGGGUUGGUGGAUUGGGUUGGGUGGAAGUAUAUGGUGAGUACGUUGGCGGUGGUUAGUGGAGUGACGGCGGUGGUUUUGGUUGCCACGGCGAAGGGAGUGAGAAGGUAG